AUGAGUGUACAAGACGAACUUCAAGCUAUUCUUAGUAAUGCUUCCCAGUCCCAGCAGCAGCCAGAGGAAGAAGAAAAACAUGGUAGCCAGCAUAUUGCUGUGCCAACCAGCCAGGUUCAGCCAAGUCAGGCUGAAUCUCAAUAUACUUAUGAAGAAGUGACUCAGACUCAAGUUGUCCUUCCUGAGCCUAUGCUUCAGGACAACCCUAACAGGUUCGUCCUGUUCCCAAUCCAGUACAAGGAUGUCUGGGAGAUGUACAAGAAGCAGCAAGCUUGCUUCUGGGUAGUCGAGGAGAUCGACCUUGCAUCAGACCUCAAAGACUGGAAUGACAAGCUCAAUGAUGAUGAAAGACACUUCAUUAAGUACGUUCUCGCCUUCUUUGCUGCUUCAGACGGUAUCGUCCUCGAGAACUUGAUUGAGAACUUCGCUUCUGAAGUCCAAGUACCAGAAGUGAGAUGCUUCUACGGAUUCCAAAGUAUGAUGGAGAACAUCCAUAGUGAGACCUACUCCCUCCUGAUUGAUACCUAUAUUAGUGACGAACAAGAGAAAGAUUUCCUCUUCAAAGCUAUUGAAAAUAUUGAUACCGUCAAAAAGAAGGCUGAAUGGGCUAUUAAAUGGAUCAACAAGAGCGAUAGCUUCGCUGAAAGGCUCAUCGCCUUUGCCUGUGUCGAAGGAAUCUUUUUCUCCGGAUCAUUUUGCGCAAUCUUUUGGCUCAAAAAGAGAUCUUUGAUGCCAGGACUUUGCUUCUCUAACGAAUUGAUCUCUAGAGAUGAAGGACUUCACACUGAUUUCGCUUGCUUGCUUUACAAGCACAUGGUAAACAAGGUGUCUAACGAGAGGAUCUACGAGAUCAUGUCAGAAGCUGUUGCGAUCGAACACGAAUUCGUAUCUGAGUCCUUACCAGUCGAACUCAUCGGCAUGAACAGUAAACUUAUGAGCCAAUACAUUGAGUUCGUAGCAGACAGACUCUGAUUCACACUUGGUGCCCCCAAACUAUACAAUGUAAGUAAUCCAUUCGAGUGGAUGGAUAUGAUCUCUCUCCAAGGGAAGACUAACUUCUUCGAGAGGAAGGUCAGUGAGUACCAGAAAGCAGGAGUCAUGCAGAAGAAAGAAGACAAGAAGUUCACUCUUGACUCUGAGUUCUAG
Moneuplotes crassus is the source of this 1146-nucleotide messenger RNA. The record is from the annotation of a GenBank genome assembly. Lineage: Eukaryota; Ciliophora; Spirotrichea; Euplotida; Euplotidae.